Phytomonas sp. EM1 is the source of this 483-nucleotide messenger RNA. NCBI's taxonomy places the organism in Eukaryota, Euglenozoa, Kinetoplastea, Trypanosomatida, Trypanosomatidae. The record is from the annotation of a GenBank genome assembly.
AUGCUUGCAUGUAGUGCUUGUCGGCUUUCCAGAAUUCCUGAUGUUGGCCAUCAGUCGAAGGCGACUUUUCGUUGGGCUACUUACUCCUUUUGGUAUGUUAUCGAUCCCCUUCUUCGUCGCCACUUCCAGUAUUAUCAGCGAAAAGUUCAGCUUGACCGCUGGCUUGAAAAGAACAACUUUUUUACAAAUUGCAUAAUUGGUGUACUCCUGGGGAUGACCGUAUAUUUUGUCACUAUCAAAAACUUUCUCCCUUCGUCGGAAGAUAUCAAGAGAACUACAAUGGAGGAGAAUAUUGAGGAGAUUCUUAGUUUUAUGAACCUUGACACCAAAACUUCGUUUCCUGCCUUUCAAAUGAUGCGUGCAAAACGCGAAAUUAUUGGCAAAAUGCAUGAGGCGAUGGAUCAUGCUGAAGUUCAAAAGCAGAAAGAUGAGGUGGAAAGGAUGAAGCUCUUGGCAAGGAAUUUGCAGCCUCAGAAGGGAUAA